AUGAUUUACAUUCACGGAGGAAGCUUCAGCGUCGGAGGGGCUAAUAUUUUUUCGGGUGAUGUCCUUUGUGCGUUCAACGACGUGAUUUUGGUCACUCUAAACUACCGUCUUGAUGUUCUUGGAUUUUUAUCUUCCGGUCAGACCGGUGAAGGAAACUACGGCCUAUGGGACAUGCACCUUGCUAUCAAAUGGGUCAACCAAUAUAUAGGAUACUUUGGUGGCGAUAAAACUAGAGUCACUUUGUUUGGAAAUUCUGCAGGAGGAGCAGCCGUCCACUACCAGGCUAUGUUUCUCGGUAAUAGGGGACUUAUUCACAGAGUAAUUGCCCAGAGCGGUGUAGCAACAGCGGGUUGGUCUGUACAGAAUGCGCCAUCAAAGCAAUUUGACGAAGUCGUGAACAACACGGGAUGCAAUUUGGGUAAGGAUUACAGUGUUAUCAUGGAAUGUCUCCGCAAAGUAAACAGUGCUUAUCUCACAAUGCAAGGUUGGCGGUUUGCCCCUUCUAUCGACAAUGAAUUUAUUUUUGAACAUCCAAAAUUGAUGUCACAUGGUUUGUCUCAGACAAUUUCUGAUCAGCUCGAUUUCUUUUCUGAAAUCGACUUCAUGAGUGGGAUUACUAGCCAAGAUGGAUUUUACGACAUUAUGGAACCUGAAUACCUAGACAAAAUUGAUUUAAAAGAUAAAAUUGUAGCUUACGUCGAUCCAACUCAUGAAAAGAAAGUGUCAGAAUAUCGUUUAGACGAGUUAGUCCAUCAGUAUACAAAUGUACCUAAACACACAUCAAAAGAAUGGGAUACUACUGAACUGUCUAGGUACGCUUAUUUAGAAUUUCGCACCGACAUUAUUUUUGCGAUACCAACGAUAUUAGCAUGUGACAAACAUAGCGAGCUUGCAAAACGGAGAAUGGAGAAAGCUGGCAAAACUUAUUUCUAUUUCUACGACCAACAGCCUUCUUUUGCGCGUCAAGUCAAAUGGAUUCCAGGCGUGCCGCAUACAUACGAGUUACCCGUCCUGUAUGGAUUUACAGAGGACCUCAAUGUCAAAUACACGAGCCCUUAUUUUGAAGAAUAUCCGCGUUAUCCGACGCCCGAAGAUAUUGAGAUGUCGAAAAUAUUGAUGCAAUUGUGGACCAACUUUGCGAAAUAUGGGAGUCCUAACAACAGGAACGCUUCCAAUGAGCUCACUCUCCCCUCAUGGCCGCAAUACCAAACAGACACUGGCUAUUAUCUAGAGCUGAAACUGAACUUAACGGACACUUCCAUAAAGCAGCAUUACAAAUCAGAACGAUUGGCGCUUUUGAGCAGUCUUCAAAAUCGAGGUACUAACAGCGGACAGUUCACAGUGAAACCUGCUGUUGGUGUUGCAUGGACAAUGCUGAUGAUGCUACACAUGCAAUGAGUUACUAACAGCGGACAGUUCACAGUGAAACCUGUUGUUGGUGUUGUAUGGACAAUGCUGAUGAUGCUACACAUGAAAUGAGUUAGACGGUACUUGACAUUGGGUUACUAACAGCGGACAGUUCACAGUGAAACCUGCUGUUGGUGUUGUAUGGACAAUACUGAUGCUGCUACACAUGCAAUGAGUUACUAGCAGCGGACAGUUUACAGUGAAACCUGUUGUUGGUGUUGCAUGGACAAUGCUGAUGCUGCUACACAUGCCAUGAGUUACUUACAUUGGACAGUUCACAGCGAAACCUGUUGUUGGUGUUGUAUGGACCAUGCUGAUGAUGCUACACAUGAAAUGAGUAACUUAACAUAUAAGAAGUAGAAACCUAGGGUGGUUUUAUAGUAUGUAAACUGUAGCCUGCCUUUGAUUCUUUUCUAAGUAUAAUGCAUUCAAAUGGUGUCAUAUUGUAUUACCUGCUUGUUGCAAACACAUACUAUUCCGAUAUAAAUAUAACAUACCAUAAAAACGUAAUACGCAAUGGCAAUGAGUUUUGUUGCGAGUACGAACAAUUGUAAAUUCUGCAUAGAUGUUUAUGUGUACCGGCUUAAUUACGAUGUCUGUCGUUUUUGUUAUGUUUUUGGCAUUAAUAACAUCUUUUGAAAUCGGAAAUAUAAAAAGGCAUUUUGUUAGCUUUACAUCGAUAAUUUAUAAUUAAAAAAAGGCAAUAUCAUAUACCCGAUAUCUUUACUGAAACAAAACGUGGUUAAGAAUGCUGAUAUAUCCAUAAUUGUUUCAUCAUUAUACACAAAACAACAUUUUUUUUUAACGCAAAUUUACCUUGAAAUCAGCAAUGAUUUAUGACAUUAAAAUAACUUGGUACAAUUUCAGAUUAAUGAUAUAUUUACAAAUGUUGUUCAGAAACUUCAAUAAUUUACAUCAAAAUGGCAUCUCCACCUUCUGGCGAUUAAUUGUUUCUUUUUACUUUUUAAAAAUCUUCUACAAAUAUAAAAUUCAGUGCGAUUUGUUUAACCUGGCCUUGCUGUUUAUUUCGCAUAAAUCAGUAGCUGAUUCCAAAUAUGUAUAAUUCUUGCCAAACACCGUUUAUACAAAUAUUUGAAAACAUGUCCUGUAAUGCAUAAAACGGUCGCAUUUCGA
Messenger RNA from Dreissena polymorpha, 2541 nucleotides. Its product is annotated as bile salt-activated lipase-like. Lineage: Eukaryota; Metazoa; Mollusca; Bivalvia; Myida; Dreissenidae. Bases 1 to 1398 code for a protein of 465 amino acids. Gene Ontology annotation, cellular component: synapse; cell surface. Gene Ontology annotation, biological process: presynaptic membrane assembly; chemical synaptic transmission; modulation of chemical synaptic transmission. The record is from RefSeq and is a predicted model, not a curated record. The transcript has 2 exons. Gene Ontology annotation, molecular function: signaling receptor activity; neurexin family protein binding.